Syngnathoides biaculeatus (alligator pipefish) is the source of this 10149-nucleotide messenger RNA. Its product is annotated as zinc finger protein OZF-like. Gene Ontology annotation, biological process: regulation of transcription by RNA polymerase II. Gene Ontology annotation, molecular function: DNA-binding transcription activator activity, RNA polymerase II-specific; RNA polymerase II cis-regulatory region sequence-specific DNA binding. The coding region runs from base 2135 to 3643 and encodes 502 amino acids. The transcript is spliced from 6 exons. Gene Ontology annotation, cellular component: nucleus. The record is from RefSeq and is a predicted model, not a curated record. NCBI's taxonomy places the organism in Eukaryota, Metazoa, Chordata, Actinopteri, Syngnathiformes, Syngnathidae.
UAAGAAAAUAAAGUGAAAAUCUGGCAUCGUGCACAACGAGAUCAAAAUUCAUGAUAGCGUCUUGCAAUGCGAAACAGAGAUAAAUAAUCUUGAUUUUGUCACGAACUCAGCGGAGGGUAGAACCCAGAUGCGGGAAGCUGAGAGGUAAGUGUGGCUUUUAGGAAGGUUUAUUGCCAGGCAGUGGUCGCAUAGGGGAAGGCAGUCCAACAGUACGAAAACCACUAGGAAAAAAAGGUCCUGGUCCCAAAAACAUUAAAUGUCAAAAAUCGGACAUGGCAAAACGUGAAAACGUAACUUGACUUCAUAUGGCUCAAUAAAGCUAUGACAUGGGACGAGGCAGUUCCACUAGCUGACGCUCAUGAACACACAUGCAUAUCCAGGGAGUCCUUGGGUUGAAAUGGUCUCGACAUUAAACAUUUCAACUCUACAACGCUCGUGUCUCGUCCGCCAUUUUGUCCUCAGCACCAUAGCGUUUCUGCUUAGCUCAUGCAUAUUGCUUCUCUGUGUUUUUGCGCAUAGAAUAUAUUUUGCCUUUUCGCACAGCUUUUUAACAAUAUGUCCCAAAAGAAGAAAGCUGCUUUUUUUUUAAGCAAUGCCAGUCCAUCUGGAAAAAAAGUAAGCAAUUACCAUGGACACAAAGAUAAACAUCUUUAAAGCUCAAAUGUCAUAAAAUGGAUGAUUUUUGGUAUAUUAUUAAUGAAAAACCCACAGCCAAUAUGGUCCCAUGUGUUUUUUUUCACCAGAAAACAUGAUUUUGACACAUCCAGCUUUUUGUAAUUCCCGCCAUGAAAAUUUUCUCAGGGAUUUGUUGUCGAGAAGAAGCAGGAAGUGACGUAAAGGCCAGUAGCGCCUCCUUGUGGACUCCGGGAAGGUAGCUCGUUGUUCCUUCGUGUUAGACAAAAUGCCGUCUCAUUGCAUUGCUGGACAUUGCUUGAACACUCGGGAUAACGGAUUUACCCUUCAUAAGUUUGCAAGAGACCCUGUUCGUUGUGAACAAUGGAUUGCACAGGUGCAGAGGACGAGAGCUUCGUGGGUUCCAAAUAAGAUAUUGGUAUGUAUACAGCUACUAAAAAAAUUGUUUGGGGCAGACCACGUAAUCGGUCUCUCUCAUAACGUAGCAAAAGAUCCGCGUAUGAAAUGUGACGAUGUGCGCAUCGCCCACCCAACAAUGUCUCACUCAGCCUGCAACAUAGCUCGGCUCCACCCCCUUCUUAUAUAGCACGGCGUGCCGAAACUCAGCCACACCGGCAGAGGCGCCGCAUUCGGUGGUCACAUCUUCCGCGAAGGCUUCGCGUCGGGGGCGGCUCUGAAGAACCCAGCUUAGAAUGAGUUACUCAGUCGCAUGCGCAUAAAGCGCCCCAGCUCGACUGUGAGCACCCCCCUAAAGCAGCACCGCUCGGCUCUGUCAUAAGCCACACCGGCCGGCUGCGAUAAGCCACGAUGGGUCAUCUCCGCCGUGGAAGUGGAUCGGACGGGAUGCGGUUUGGCCAUGAUGGCAUAUCAUCUGAAUAUGGCUCGAAACAAUAGUGUAAUAUUGCCCUGAGGGCUCAAAACAAUUGUCUAAUAUUGCCCCAGUAACUUCACUCGGUUGUGUGGUGUUGUCCUUUUCGAAAAGAGCUUCCAUGUCAGAAGGGGCGUCGGAAAAAUGCGAAUAUCUCUGUUGUUCGGCUUCCAUAGUAGCAUGCACUGCGCGUUUUCAACAGCCGAAGUGACGAUGACGUCAAAGACAGAGGACGCGACUAAUAUGGCGACCACUUGGAUGUCGAGGGACACUCCAUUGCGCAACACUGACGAACAUCGCACAGAAAGUGUUGUGAUCGUCAUGUGAAAAUGUUUGAAAGAAUGACAGGAGAGCACGAGGCAGAAGUUCGUGGACAAAAAAAGGAGGAGGACCCACAACAUCAACUUCUGGACGCUGUGUUCAAUCUGUAGCGUCGAAUUGUCCUACGCACAGCAGGAGCGAAACUACCCAGGAGCAUAUCCAAACGAGGAAACAAAGUGAUUGGCUGGCAACCAGUUCAGGAUGUAACCCGCCUCCUGCCCAUUGACGGCUGGGAUCGGUUCCAGCAAGCCCCGUGACCAUCGUGAAAAUAAGCAGCUAAGAAGAUCACAAAGUCUUGAUCGUCGUGUGAAAAUGUGUGCAAGAAAUAUAGCAGAGUAUGAGGAGGAACUUUGUGGACUUAAAGACAAGAAGGAGACACAACUACCUGAUGCUGUGUUCACUCUGCAGCCUCAAAUUCUGCAAUACAAAGCAGAUCUCAUGGAAGAUCUUGUGUGGCCGGAACCAGAGGUUCCCCACAUCAAAGAGGAACAGGAGGAGGAAGAGUUCCCCUACAUUAAAGACGAGGAGCCGCAACUCUCUUACGUGAAAGAAGAAGAGGACGACGAAUACACCUACAUUAAACAAGAAAAGGAGGAGAAGGAGGAUAUAGCCAAGUUUCCAUUGAAUGGUGUCCAUUUGGACCGUGAAGAUGAAAGUCAAGAGAACGGAGGAAUGAAGCCUCCAAGUAACAGCUCAAGUCAACGUAUGAAAAGAGAGAGUGAAGGAGAAGUCCAGUGUGGAGAAUCACAGAUAGAUGGGCUCUUUGCGCCACUUUCAGACAGUGACGACACAUCACACUCUUUUGAUGACGACGAACAGUCUGGAGUUGAGAUGACUUGUCACCCUGACAAAAAACGAUGGAAAUGUUAUCAGUGUGGGAAAACUUUGCGUGACAAGAAGAAUUUGAAACAACACAUGAGAAUACACACUGGUGAGAAACCUUUUGCUUGUUCAGUUUGUGGACAAAAAUUCACACGGAAUGGACACUUAAAGAGACACAAAAUAACACACACUGGUGAGAAACCUUUUGCUUGUUCAGUUUGUCGUAAAAAAUUCUCCGAAAAAGGAAAUUUAAUCAAGCACACGAUAAUACACACUCGAGAGAAGCCUUUUGCCUGUUUAGUUUGUAACCAAAGAUUCUCAAAGAAGGGAAACCUAAAAACUCACACAAGAACUCACACUGUGGAGAAACCAUUUGUGUGCUCAGUUGGUGGUAAAAGAUUCUCUGAGAAGGAAGGCUUGAAAAGACACACAAGAACCCACACUGGUAACACACGAAGGCACACUGGUGAGAAACACUUUUGCUGCUCUGUUUGCGGUCAAAGAUUCACUCAAAAGGGAAGCUUAACAAUGCACACAAGAACCCACACAGGUGAUAAACCUUUUGCUUGCACAAUUUGUAGUCAAAGAUUUACUGUGAAAGGAAGCCUAAAAAGACACAUGGCAACACACAACGGUGAGAAACCUUUUUUUUGCUUCAUUUGUCCCCAAAGAUUCACUCAGAAGGGACACUUAGAAGUACACACACGAACCCACACUGGUGAUAAACCUUUUCCCUGCUCUGUUUGCGACCAAAGAUUCGCUCAGAAAGGACACUUGAAAAGACACACCAGAACGCACACCGGAGAGAAACCUUUUGUUUGCUCAGUUUGUGGUCAAAGAUUCUCGGUGAAGGGAAGCUUAAACAGGCACACAAGAACACACAAUGGAAAGAAAUCUAUGCCUGUGCCAGUUGUGGACAAAGAUUAUCUUCUCAGAAUGGGGAUAAGACACGCAACUGUGCUGGUGAGAAUCGCUGUGAGAAAGAAGACUUUAAAUUAGGUCUGGGGUGCUCAGUGCGUCAAUAGAUACUUUUCACGUGACGUCAUGAGUCACAUGACUUUUGUUUACCAUGCCCACUGGAUGCCAAAACUACAAUACAACCCAUGUGCUUUUGUGAUCUUUUUGUGAAUAUUGACUUGCAUGUAAGCGUCUUACAGCCUUUUCAUCAUAUAUUUCAUUGUGUGGCUUAUGGUUGUAAGAACACACAGAAAAAGGGGUCUGGCGCUUCAGGCAUUGUAUAUCUUUUGCUGGACAUUCAGCUAAUUUACUGUGGUAUCCUCCACACUUGUUUCACAUCUUUACGGAGGUCAUUGGGAUGUCAAUAUGCCUACUACCACCUGAAGUGAAAUUUUGCUUUCCAUGUUUGCGGUGGAUAACGUGAACCUCGUGGCUGUCGCUAGCCAUAGCCUUUAGCUGCACUUUUGAUAACUUGCGGUAGCUGGCUCUGUCGAUUGCUUUUUUCGAGCAUGCCCGCUCUGGCCCCUGGCUGAUUAACUUUUCAUGCACACAAGGUUAGUUGGUACCAAAAAGUAUGCAGUCUCUGACCAUCUCAUUGCUGUUUAUGUAGUUAUAGUCUUUAAGCAACAGCUUGAGUUCUGUCAUAAAGUGCUCAAAUGACUCAGAGUUACCUUGGACCUUCUCAUGAAACUUAUAUUUAGCAAAUAUGGGGUAUGCUUUCGGAGUGAGGUAAUCAGAGAAUUUUUCGGAAUAAGUUUUUAGCAACUUAUCUUCGUCUCCGGUCAGUGUCCAAGUAUAGACUGUUUUCGACUGACGUCACACACCUUCUGAUUUAGAACGCGGGCGCCUUCUUGGUUUGGUGAAUUCAAGUAAACAAACAGUAAAUAUGCAGGAAUAAUUUCAGAAAGGCGUACGAAUAAGAGUGCACUGGUAUGUUAUCAGUUGCUCAAACGAAAGUCGGCAUUGUAAAACUGUGAUCAAGAACCAGUGUGAGAAAAUGGAGCAGUUAGCAACCAAAUGGUGACAACUGUGGCUGUCUCGUAUUAGCAGACCCGAUCUAGCAGCAAAGUCAUUCCCUUACGUCCGAGUUUGCUCUGAGAAUUUUGUUCUUGGUAAGAGUUGGAUACCUUUUACAAUUUCGCACCUACUUAACAAUAACUAAGUUCUGUGAAGGAGCAGUAUUCUUUUGGGCCAAGGGCCUACAUAAAACCCGUGUGUGAAUGCAAUGCAUGUCUCCAAAAUCUGUAUUUUCCGUUUUAUUAUAAUAACUUUACAAAAACGAGUUACCGCACUGCGAUUUGUUUCGUGAGUUGAGUUAAAAAUGUAGCUGUGGUAGUAGAGAAAAAGGUGCGGGCUACACUUGGUACCUCUCUUUCUCUCUCUCUCGGUAACAAAAACGGAAAUAAUAAUCUACACCUCUGUUGUUGCUGACUGUACAUAUUUGAAUUGCAUUGUGCACUACAUUAACCAUAGCAGUGUGGAGACACAGGUUGCUUACAAUGGGUAUCGCUGCAUGACGAACCCAGCCAUUGAUGAAUUGGUUGUAGGCCUCCAGACCUUUGUAAUUCUUUAGUUGGUACACGGUACAAGCGCUUGUCAAGAAGAGAAGAUAGUGCAAGAUGUCUGGAUAGGUUACCAACCCCCACAGUUGUGUGCUCCAUUUGUGUUUCUCCAAGGCAUUUGGGUCGAUAUUGUCGAUCAAAGCACACUUAUUGUCGUAACGGUUUCUUGAAACAACAGCUCAUGAGCCCCGAUAACUUUACAAAGUCUUUUUAGCCAUCAUGCGUCACAUUUGUGUAAUUCCAGUCUACAUGCAAAAGCAUUAGAGUGAAUGGCACGUCAGUAAAGUGAACCCAUCCAACACGGCCAGGUGCCCCGGAUGUAGUCACGUGGUCGAAAACAGUUUAUUCGCAUCUGGUAAAUUGGAUGAGAUGUACACUGAACGCCUCAUUGUGGUCUUCGUUUAAUUUUUUUUUUUUUUUCCCGUGAGUUUUUCUUUUUCUUUCCCAUGAGUUUGCAGUUAUACUUCUGUCACUCUGACACCAUGUUAUGAUCUUUCUGUCAUGUUAUUGAAUAACCUGGACGUCAGUCCAGCUGUACUUUUUAACGUCUGUGAACAACACCGUCGAGCUGGGGCGCUUUACUGCGUUGUCAUCGCACGCGGGUGAGUGAGGCAUUGUCGGGAGCGUUCUUCAGAGUCGCUGCCAUCUGCGAGCCCGACGCGCAGCCUUCGCUGGUGAAGCGACGCAGCAGCCAUCGCCGGCGAGCCCGACGCCGUCCGACACACACAUCGACACAUUUAGCACGCCUUUCAUACGUACGCGGAUCUUUUGUUACGUUAUGAGAGACCAAUUAUGUGGUCCGCCCCAAACUAUUAUUUUUUUUAGUAGCUGUAUACACUGAUGAAAAUUAGAUCUUGGGGCAAAAAAAAUUUGGGCACCCCUGGUUUAGGUAAUAAUACAUUUAUUUGACAAGUUUUCGUUUACAGGCAAAGGGAAGGCCAUGUUUUUUUUGUUUUUUAAGCCUAUGCUGAUUUUAACCCACCAACCCAACCCCACCUCCUAAAAAAAAAUCCUUCAAAACAAUAAAUAACUACAGAUUGAAUUUUCAUUAGUAUUGAAAAACAAAAUAGUCUUUAAUCAUAAACCAUUCUGUACAACCAUUUCCCUGAAGUUUAACACAAAAAUUUGAUUUAUGCAAUUUCUUUCCAUCAUUUUUUUUCCUUUUCCUUAAAGUUUUUAACGUAAGUGAACCACACAUUUUCUAUUUUUUGUAUUGUUGUAAAUGUAUUAGUAAACUUGCUUGUAAAAAAUGCUUUAAUUUUUUUUUAUAUGUAGGAAUUACCUUUUCAUUUUUUGGGUGGGGGAGUAACAGUUUGAAAAGAAUUUGUUCUCUAUAAUACCUUUUAUCGAGACCAUAUCAAUAUCAAAGUUGUGCAUUUUAUUUUGAAGUGUUUUGCAUUAUGUAGUUUCUUUCUUAGCAUUAAUCAACAGGAUGCUUAUUUUUUCGGUGACUACUAAUAUGGACAGUUAUUAAAUUUGUUAGCUACAUCUAAAAACUUUUACUUUUAUAAUAUAUUCUGAGGUUUUUUUUUUUUUUUUGGGGGGGGGGGGGGCAUUUUUUUUUAUAGUAUUUUAAUACUCUCUAGAUUGUGUAUUGCUUGUAUUGCUCCAGUAGUGUGCUAUAGAAUAUUCUUUACUCUUAUAAUAUUGGGUCAUUUAAUUGGGUAAAGUUUUGUCCUUCAUUUGUAUUCAUAUGUUGUAUUCAUUCAUAUGUUGUCCUUUAUAUUUUGUGUACUUUUUCCUUUGCAUGAAUAUUUUCUGUGAUUUUUUUUUUUUUUUUUUUAUGCGCAGUGUAUCUCGUAUGAUAUUACUGCUGACAGAAAUACAUUAUGCUUAGCUCAGAUAAUGGAAUUUUAGCCCCGAUAUUGGUCCGGUUUAGUAACUGUGGGCCAUUUCUAUAGGCUGAAAUACGGCAAAUAUUGUAUUUACCACGUCAACAUAUUUCUCACUAAAUAUAGAGCUUGUGCACCUACGUCAUAAAAUCACGUGACAUGCCAUACUGCCAGUCAAACAAAGCAUUGUUGCAAAUUAAUCCCGUUGAAACAAAAGGGUUAGGGUUAGGGUCUUAUAGCAAAACAUCCAGCGUUUUGUCCGAUAGCGUUAGACAUUUAAAAGGUGCUAAUAAACAAAGGUACGUGGGAAAAUGAGACACUUGGCACAGAGGAUCCAUAUUUAAUGCUGAAGUCAACGUUUUCGCCGAUAAGAAGUUGGACUGUUAAUUCGCUCCCGCUUGUCUUAGACAACUGUAUAUACACAUCUAUCUGGUGAGUCAGUUGUCGAGAUUUACACAGAAAAGUUUGAGAGCGUCAAAAAGUCUGGACGCAUACAAAUACCUUGUUGCUGGAUCUGUUCUCAACAGGGAGACGGCUCGUGAAUGUGGAAGUGUGUUCGGCUGCAUGUUAAUCUCUGCCAAAAUCCAUCGAUCUUUUCAGAUAGUAUUCAAUACAAAUACUAAUAUUUAAAUAAAUGACCCCUGGUUUUACACAAACUCGCAUUCAUUAACUAUAAUGGGGGGGGCAGAGUCGUCUCUACAGAACGUACACGGAAGCAAUUGCGGCCACACUUAACCUCUGUAAACCACUGUGACAGUUUUUCUUUUUAAUACACAUUGUUAUCAAAUGAGCCAAUUUGGCAUUAUAAAUACUUCUUGGGAAUUUGAGAUUGAGAAGAAUAAUUCCUACCUGAAAUGAAGAGAUCGUUACACAGGCGUGUGCGUACUUUGGUUGGGCACCAUCAAUCACAUUUAAUUGACCCCUCCGUACAGGGCACUUAACCACGCCUCCUGAAGUGACGUCACGCCACGUGCGCUAACGUCCGACAAACAAUUAGCAAAAAUGGCAGCGCAGCAAUAAAAGAAUAGAGCGAAAGUGUCCGAUUUACCGUCUGAUUUCUCACUCGCAUUCUUAGCUAACAGUGAAAUAUCGUUGAAAAGCAGACAGCAGGGCUUCAAGUAUUUCAGCGAGGGGUAUUUCAAUGGUAUUUACAUGCAUAUCGACGGAAAAACCAUUGAUAUUAGCACAAGAUCUUUCCGGAGUCAGAGGAAGACCGAGAAGCCACAUAAUAUAUUAUAACCCAAAGACGAAUUUUUCGUGUUACAUAUCACACUUGGGUGCAGAAUCUGUAUGUGUAUCUGUAUAGCCGUUUGUGAAUCGCCGUAUGAAGGAAAAAAAGAAGGCGAGGCUUGAUUUACGAGUUGUUUCUCUCGUUUUCUUUGUGUAACGUCACGCGCUCCCCUCAAUAAUUACUCUUGAAUUAGUGCCGAACCUACGUAAGUCCCGACCGAGUACGACUAUCACUACUUUAUAGUGUCCUCAAACAUCCUUCCGUCAGUCUUGGUGUCUCGGUGCACGUCAAAAGCUUUUAGGACUGCUAGUCCGGUUUAGCUUAGCUCACCGCCAACAAAGAGACACGUUUGUGCAGUCAGAUCAUCGCAAAGUAUCGCUCAACACAGAUCAAGUGUGUCAAUCAUUCACACGUAGCUAUGUUAUGCAAGCUAAGAACUGCUAAUUUAUAUGAGACAUGUAUUGAAAAUCAAAUAUAGGGCUUACCUUCGUGCAAACAUAUCUGUUCCGGUUCAUGGAUUCAGUUGAUCAUGUGGUCUUCCACAAAGUUUGAUCCAUCGAAGACAUUUUUUGUACUCGGUCUUCUGUUCCGGUUCAUUUUAGAUGGAUUCAGUUGAUGAUACUGUCUUCCACAAAGUUUGAUCCAUCGAAGACAUUUUUCAUACUGGGUCUUCGGUUUUGGAAAGGGUACGAAUUGAACUCCACCAACUAGCCUUUCAGGAUACCUGUCGUCACUGUUAUAAAGUCCGUGACUACACCUCUUAACCAUAUCUAUUGUUAAAGAACCCAAAUACGCGAUAAAACGCUAACGAAAGCUAUACUGGACCAUGCAACGUUGUCUGAGGGAACGGUGAGUGCAAAAAAAAAGGGGGCGUGGUUUAUGCAGAUCUCUGACCUCUGAUUGGUCAGCGACGCGGAUGACGCAAUUUCUUGGAGGGGUCAAUUGCUGAAAUCCAUCGAGCUUUUCAUCUGAUGUGUGUGUUUCUUUCGGCUUGUCCCUUUCGGGGUCGCCACAGCGUAUCAUCUCAGAUGGACGCAUAUAUACGUUUGGCACAAUUUUUACGCCGGAUGCCCUUCCUGACGCAACCCUUCUCAGGGAGUGGAGGCCCCAGUGGGAUAUGAACCCACAACCCCUGGUUUACCAAACCAGUGCUCUAACCACUGAGCUACGGGGCCUCUCGAGCUUUUCAUCUGAUAUGCUAGAGAAUUAUCUUGUUCAAUAUGUGUCGUCUGUUGUAACAGCCAAAAGCACAACAGGUUUUGGGUAUUGUAAAUAUUCUCUUCCGGUUCAAUGUCUCACACAAUGUCGAGUAGCUGUUUGACCGGCAAUAUGACGUGGUUGAAAAUGGUGACGUCACAUGCAUGAGCUCUAUAGCUAUCAUUGUAAUUUAGUGUUUCUUACAAAAAAGAAAGAAAGGUGUGUUCAAUACUUUCCUUGUCAUUUUAAAUUAAAUAGAGUAAAGAUUCUGAUUAAUUUCUCUUUUUCUACUUGGUUUGAACAUCUGGAUUACUUUGGAUAUUCCCAUCAUCCGGUAAAAUUGUCAUGUCAACAGUACUUAAGAAAUGUAUUUGAGAAAAAUGUUUUUCAGUGCCUGUGAUUGGCUGACGACAUGUUGAGGUUGUACCCCGGCCAGCACUCCCGCAACCCUUGUGAGGAUCAGUGACUCAGAAACUGGAUGGAUUUUAAAUACUUGUUGUCAUCUGCUGUAUGUGCCAGCAUGAACUGAAUUUGAGUUGUUUUUAUUGUAUUCAUUAAUGAAUUUGAAAAAUAUUUUUUAAUUUGAAACAUUGGUUUGAAAAUCUGAAUCAUAAUUUGAAGUUGAAUCCAUUCGUUUGAACCUUGAUGAAGAGUUGGAACUCUUACCCUGCCCCCCACGACCAGAAUCCUGUACUGUAUUAAUAAACUUAAUCCCACACUCUCCAA